Messenger RNA from Plasmodium relictum, 2745 nucleotides. RefSeq names its product conserved Plasmodium protein, unknown function. Bases 1 to 2745 code for a protein of 914 amino acids. Lineage: Eukaryota; Apicomplexa; Aconoidasida; Haemosporida; Plasmodiidae. The record is from RefSeq and is a predicted model, not a curated record. The transcript is spliced from 3 exons.
AUGGAAAAUAAAAUAUACAAUUUAAAUAUUCUUAAAAAAUAUAUAGAAAAUAAUAGAAAUAAGCUAAAUGACUAUAAAACGGAAAAUGACUCAGCUAAAUUAAGAAAUAAUUUAUUCUUAAACUUAAAUGUUCCAAUUCCUGCAUUGAAUCACAUCAUUGACGAAAGUAAAAAUAUGAUAAAAGAUGACUUUUAUAAUGAAAAAUAUAAUUAUGAAACAUUCAAAUACUCUAGAAACCUCUUAGACAUAAUUAUGAAAAUUUCUUUAAAAAAAAAUUGUUUUCAAAGAAAUCAUGAAUAUGAAAAAAAAAAGGAUACAAAUCAAAAUGGCAAUGUAGGAGAAAAAAAAAGUACGUACAAUGAUAAGGAAAAUGAAAUAAGUAAAAAUGGUAUUGUUGAUGAAGAAAGAAAUGAAGAAAAGUUAUCGUGUUUGCAUAAUUUUGAUGUGAAAAAUAUUAUUUCUGAAGAAAAAGAAGAAGAGAUUAAUUAUUAUCCUGGUUUUUGUAAACAAUUGGGAGCAAAAGGGAGAAGAUGUAUGUUAGAAUUAAUUCGUAAAGCAUAUAGAGAAAAUACUUCCUUAUGUAAAAAUAUUUUAUCUCAUAAAAUUAAGCCACCUGCUUGUAUUUCAAACUUACCUUUCUUUAAUAUUAAUAUGCUAUGGAAACUCUCUUACGAAUUUGGUGUUUUUGAUGAAGCAUUAAAAAUUCACAAAAUAUAUGGGCAAAAUUCAAACCCUCUUAAUCAAUAUUUAAAAAAAGGUAAUAGUAGUGACUUAUUGAAAAAUAAUAAAAAUAAAGAUACAAAGAAAAAGAGAAAGAAAAUUGAUAUCUUCAAAAAAGAAAGAAAUAACAGUAAUGAUGAACAUAAUGCAAAUGUUAAAAACAAUAAUAAUUUUAGUAUAUUGGAAAAUAGUUCGAAAUCUAUUAAUAAUAUGAUGUCAAAUGAGAUAAAUUUAGAAAAAAAAAAGAUAGAAUGUAAUGAAAAUAAUAAUAAAGAUAGUUUUUCUUCUUAUGAUUUAAAAGUAAAUAACAAUAAUGAACAGCAAAGCAAAAAGAAAAGAAGGAAAUAUCAGGAAUAUGAAAUACAUAAGGAAGAAAAAGAAUAUAUGGAUAAUGUAGAAAAACAAGAAAAUUCUAAUAAUGAAAAAAAAAAAUUAAUUUUAGAAGAACUUAGCAUAAACAAAUAUUCGAAUAAUUGCUUCAAACGAAAUUCUCAGGAUGAUUGCAUAUCAUUAAUUAUUAAUAAAAUAAAAGAAAAUUUAUUGCAUAAUAAAAAAGAAAAUUCAUGUAAUAAUUUAAAUAGUUCAACUAAUGAUAUUGAUGCUUUCAAAUCUUUUCAUUUAGAAGAGUCAAAUAAUUUGGAAAAGAAAAUUAAAAAUAUAUCAAAAGAAGAUACUUAUUUUAAAGUAUGUAACUGUAAUUGCCACAGUAAUUGUAAUUAUGAUAAAAAUAAAUGCGAAAACGAAAUGACCGAUAUUAUUAACUUAAUAAAAAAUGAUCUCAUCUACACGAAUGAUAAUUCUAUUGAAAUGAUUAAUAAUUUAUACCUUAAUAAGAAAUGUGAAAAACAUAAAAUUAAUUUUGUAAAUAAUAAGUUAAAUAAAAGUUUAAUAAGUCAUAUUAGAAAAAAUAUUAAAAUAAUUAAUGAUGAUGAUAUAAGAACAACUAAUUUUGACAGUGCUAUGGAAAAUGUUUAUGAGUUAAAUUUUUUAGAUAAGUUACUUUAUAGUUUUAGUGAUAGAAAUGCUAUAUUAUUAAACAUAAAUAAAAAAAAUAUAUUUACAAUUACAUGCAAAGACAAUCAAGAAAGUGAUCAUUAUUUAUUACUCAUUCCUUUUAAAAAAAAUGAAAAAAAAAAUAAUAUUAAUAAAUGUGAUGAAUUGGAUAUAGAUAGAUUACAAAAUGGUAGCAAUACACCUUUGUUAAAUCAGAAGAAUAAUUUCAAUUUUGAUAUUAAUGUUAGCUGUAAUAAAAAAUUAAAUGUUAAUAAUACAAAAAUAAAAGAACAAAGUUCUCAUCAAAGCUUUAAUGAAUGUAAUGAUUAUAUUAAUGAAGAUAAUAGUAAAGUGAAAAGUGAAAAAAUUAAAAAUAAAAAUAAAAAUAUCAAUAAAAAAUGGCAAAAUUUUGCUAACAUAGGAUCGAAAAAAGAGAAUCGUAGUUUUGACUCAAAAAUAUAUGAAUGUUUAUCUUGUAAGCUUUCUAGUGAUACAUAUAAGAAUCCUUUUUAUAAAUCUGAGAACAUAAAAAAGAACUCAUUGAUUAAAAAUAAAUCACAUAUAAACGGAAAAGGUUUUGAAAAUUUUAACUCAAUAUUAGAUACUCUUACAGAUAAUAAAAAAAAUUAUAUGAAGUAUUCCCAAGUCUCUCCUAUACCAACUGAUGAUUCUACAACAGAUUAUAGCAAUUUAAAAAAAAGUGAAAAUUAUAUUGAUAAAAAUAAAACAUCACAGCUAUUUACUGAUGAAGAAACCAAUAAUAAUGUAAGCAAUGAUUGCUUUCACUCUCCUAGUAGCCGCUUAACAAGUAUUGAUUCAAAUAAGUUCAUACAUAAUAAUAAAAGAGAAUACACACAAAAAGAGAGGGAACAUCCUAAGAAACGUAUUAAUGAUUCUUUAAAUUCAUCUUUUCAACAAAUAAUUAAGCAGUGUAUAGCAAACAAAAAAGAUAACACUAUAAAUUUAUUGAAUGAAAUUAUGUCAAAUAAAAAAAAUUUUUUAAAUUGUAUGAAAAAUAAUAUUUACCAUUAA